AUGACACCUGAUAUUGAAUAUCUGCUUUCUCUGGAAGCUGUCCGUGAAAGAUCGCGGAUCGUUUUCGAGGCUGCUAAGAAAGACGAGCUUUCUCAUUUCACUUACCAUGCCUCCAAGCUGCCUGAAGCUGCGGCGUACGUGACUUCUGUGAUCAAUCGUGACUUCGGUCCCGACAACUUCGAUGCCAUACCUCCUCACGGUCGCUGGCAACACUUUAAUGUCGGCGGUGUCCCUCGCAUCGAUGAUCUGAACAAACAGUGGAAACACGAUGGCUGCGACAGAAAAGAACAGGCUCGCCGUCUGAUUGAUCUUUUCAUGGUAUCCGUAUUACUGGAUGCCGGUGCGGGUGACAAGUGGAAAUUUGAGGAACCUGGAUCUGGAGAUGUUUAUACCAGAAGUGAAGGUAUUGCUGUGGCGAGUUUGUAUAUGUUUACAGAAGGUGCUUUUGCAAGUGCUGGGGGUGAGAAGCAUAUUGUAAAUGCAAAGGGACUUCAAGGAAUCAAUGAAGAAGUAUUGACCAAAGGUUUUCAAAUCACUUCCGAUAACCCUAUGAUUGGUGUCGGACCUCGAGCACAACUCCUGUCGCGUCUCGGCGACUCUCUCCUCCAACAUCCUGAUAUCUUCGGCCCCGAAGGCCGUCCUGGAAACCUCGUCGACUAUGUCAUCAAUUCUGCAGAUGCAAACAGCAAAGAACUCGACUACCGCGUCUUCUGGAUGACAUUGCAAAAACUCCUCAUCCCCAUCUGGCCCAAAGACCGCACGCAAAUCGAUGGCACACCCAUCGGUGACGCCUGGCCUCUUGCUGUCCUGCAAAGAAAGAAUGACGGCCAGGAUGUCAAGCAAACUAUCCAACCAUUUCACAAACUUACUCAGUGGUUGGCUUACUCACUUAUGGUCCCCUUCGUCCGCGUCAUGGGCUACUCCUGGCGAAACGCAGAUCUCGGAACUGGUCUCCCUGAAUACCGCAAUGGAGGCCUCUUCAUCGAUCUUGGUGUCCUGACGCUCAAGCCAGAAGCUUUGGAGCGCGGACAAAGCGCUUCUGGCCAAAAGUUGCCCAUGUUCAAAGACAGCGGUGAUGAGAUUAUAGAAUGGAGAGCUCUGACCGUCGCACUGCUGGAUGAGAUCUAUGGCAUCAUCAAGAAACAGAUGAAUGAGAACGAUGUCGAGCUCAGUAUGGCGCAGAUGCUGGAAGCUGGAAGUUGGAAAUCAGGAAGAGAGUUGGCUGCUCAGCAUAGACCCGAGACAAAGUCUAGUCCCAUAUUGAUCGAUGGAGAUGGCACUUUGUUUUAG
Molecule: messenger RNA, 1290 nt
Organism: Aureobasidium pullulans EXF-150
Lineage: Eukaryota; Fungi; Ascomycota; Dothideomycetes; Dothideales; Saccotheciaceae
Product: DUF1688-domain-containing protein
Exons: 3
Coding region: 1-1290 (429 amino acids)
Source: RefSeq, a predicted model, not a curated record